Molecule: messenger RNA, 3033 nt
Organism: Aspergillus alliaceus
Lineage: Eukaryota; Fungi; Ascomycota; Eurotiomycetes; Eurotiales; Aspergillaceae
Product: patatin-like phospholipase family protein
Exons: 7
Coding region: 1-3033 (1010 amino acids)
Biological process (GO): arachidonate metabolic process
Cellular component (GO): membrane
Source: RefSeq, a predicted model, not a curated record
AUGCGUCCAAGAAAUGAUAGUAGCUGGCUUGAUGUCAGACACAGUGGGGAGGGUACUUUUGUCAUCCGUGACCACGGCCGAUUGUCGCAAUUAAUCUCUGAAUUGCCUCAACCGAAUCAUCAAUAUCCUCUACUGUCGGUUUUCAUCGGCAAUAAGACCAAAGACGUUGCCCUACAGACAAUCUUUCCCCAUAACAAUAUUCGGAGAACCCGAUCAAAAUCAAUUGGUUGUGACAAUCCGAUCCUAUUCGCCGAUGGAGAUCUUAAUUCGAGCCGGGAUUGCAACGAUCCCAUGCCAGGGGUGCAUGACUAUUCAGUCACAUGGAAUGUUGAUACCACUAAUGAUGCGUUAAAGCUGGUCUAUGCUCGUUUGGUAUUCCUCUUUGCUGAUGUUGUGUGUAUUUUUGCGGACGACUUCCCUGAUCUUGCGUCAGUGGCUCAGUUCUUAAUUGACUGCAUUGAGUCGCGUUCCGCAUCGACGCUACCUAGAGCGGUCCGACCGCGGGUGCUUGUGGUUCUAGCGGAUUACGCGGACCACGCUGGUCAAAACAGCCCUCCGGUCGAAAGUUUCUACCAGAAGCUACACGCGGCUGGCCCUACUCACCUCUCCGAACCAUUCUCUUUUAUAAACCUUGUAUACUUGGAUCUCAAUCAUUCAGAACAAGCCAGAUACAAUCGACUGCGCAUGUGGCUGAAAAUACAAAGUGAUGACAUACGGACUGUCCGUAGCGAAAACUGGGCAGACUGGAACUUAUUGCACCUAAACGCAUUUUUCCGGUCGGCGCUUAGCCAGCUGUCGUCGGAUGACCAAUCCCCAUUUAAUUUUGUGAAAGCAUCCAGGGAAGCGAAUCCUGUACCUGCCGGAUUGAGCAACCACAUCUUGCACUAUGUGGAGGUUGGCAUGCGACAAGGAUGCUCGCUGGAGACCUUGCUUUCAACUAUGGUGUCUGCCUUGAUGUUGGACCACUAUGUGCCUGACAUGAUGCUGAUGGAGCCACGGGCCGUCUUGCGAACUCUAUACCGCCCCGCAUUCCUCCGGGCGUUCCGUGAUUACAGAGGACCGAAGCUCCCGAAGCCAGGUGCGGUAUUGAUCUCUGAAGUGGAACAAGAAUUUCCAUCUCUAGAUUUUCGACGUUGCCAUCUUUUAUCGAUGAGCGCUGAAUUAAGUCAAAUACAAUCGGACCGAAUCUGUCUGUACUGCCUAGUUCGCCCUGCACAACAUUCUCAGGCAUGUGGCCACACAGUUUGUGAUCUCUGCCCCCAAUUAUUUGGGGUACCAGCUGGAGACGCAGAGUACCGGUUUACCAUGUUGAUGUGUCUACUGUGCCAGUCGCAAGCCACAACCGUGAUCGACGUCCUCCCGCCUACUAUGAACCCAACUGUAUUGGCUAUCGACGGUGGGGGUGUCAGGGGAGGUAUCCCGUUGGAGUACCUACUGCUGAUUCAAGAAAGCCUAGGCGCGGAGUGUCGAUUGGUGGAUUUGGUGGAUGUAUCCGUUGGAUCAAGCUCCGGGGGAUUGCUGGUUCUAGGCCUGAUCGGCAUGGAGUGGGAUGCACCCACCUGCUCCCAAACAUUUGACCUUCUCGCACGGCGUAUUUUCCGCGAACGCCGACAACCAGUAAUAUCUUGGCUGCUUCGCUUGGUGUUGGGCCGGGAUUCGCUCCUUGGGGAUAUCCCGAAAUGGCUGUCCUGGUUUCUCCAUGAUAGCUGCUACGACCCCAGAAUCUUUGACGUCAGCCUGCAGGAAGCGUUUAGCGGAAACAGGCGUGUCUUUGAUCCGGUUGGCGAGCCCUCGCGAUCACCUGUGCACUCCAGGUCCAAAUUUGGUGUCAUUGCAGCGAGCAUUGCUAAGGAUACUCGAUCAUUCGUCUUUGGUAAUUUUAACGCAUCUGACUGGUUUUGUAAAGAUCAUGGUAAGAGCGCUCUAUUCAGCGCGGAAGGUACCCCACUAAAAUGCUCACCUAUAGGCUACGAGCUGUUUCGAGCCGAAACCAGAAGUACUGAGCCUCUGAUGUGGGAAGUUGCAAGGGCUACAGCUGCGGCUCCAUUCUUCUUUUCCACGGCCCAUUUACGCAAUAUCGGCUCAUUUCAGGAUGGGGGAUUACAAGAUAAUUUUGCCGCUGGUAUUGCCGGCAGGCUCUGCCGCCGAAUCUGGCCCUCCAAGACAGGUAUUGCAAGACUAAUUUCCAUGGGCACCGGUGAUGCCAGCCCUCCCGCCGACCGUUCGCCCCAUUUUCGUCAUGUUUUCCGAGACGGCUUUCUCCGCAGAGGUUUUGACGCUUUCAUGUCGAACUUGGGUACCACGUCAAAGUGGCUGCAAAUGGUGGAACAGCUGGAUAGUGCCGUCAGACCCGACUAUAUUCGGUUGGAUGUCUCUCUGAACGACAUCCCAUGCACCAUUGAUAACGCUGAGGCCAUGGAUGAUUACCGUAACCUGGUUAUCCUCCAACCAGGAAGCGCCCGAAUGGCCGGUGAAGUAGCAACAUCUUUGCUCAUUGCUCGCUUCUUCUUUGCCCUGGAGAGUCAUAUAGAGAUUGAGUCUACUGGGGCACAUGUCUGGUGUCACGGCACCAUUCGAUGCAAAGGGCCAAUCAAGGCUGUUGUAGGGGCUCUUGAGCGACUACACCCCGAAAAUGUCGACUUUGUCAGCGAUUCAGCACGACUAGGUACUUUUAGUGGUAACGACGAUGUAUGCCGUGCCUGUGGUCGCUACUCGAAAUCCGUCUCCCUGCUCCUCCGACAUCCCGGAGAGGUAGUAAACAUCUACAUGCGGAUUAAUAGACACCAAAAGUGGAGAAUUAGCGGUUUCCCGGCUAGCGCGGCAUCCAUUACUAAGAUCCAGCAACUACAACAUGCAUUUGGCCGAUCAGACCACGGCCGGCCAAACAAUAUGCCCUGUGCCUUAUGUGAUGGUCUAGCUAGCCCAUUUCGAGGAACCCGCAGGAAGCGCGCUUCUAUGGUGUCCAUCGAGGAACCGGGGAGAAAGCGAGUCCGUGUGGUGGAUCAAGCUCAAGUUUACACAGCAGAGGGUUGA